This is a messenger RNA of Didymella exigua CBS 183.55, 1528 nucleotides long. RefSeq lists its product as uncharacterized. The transcript is spliced from 5 exons. The coding region runs from base 284 to 1528 and encodes 414 amino acids. The record is from RefSeq and is a predicted model, not a curated record. NCBI's taxonomy places the organism in Eukaryota, Fungi, Ascomycota, Dothideomycetes, Pleosporales, Didymellaceae.
CGGACAUUGGCUUCCAGCUCACAUCUGUGUACGACCAGGAAGAAUAGUCGGCUUUAUUCAAGACCAGAUCCUGCUCUCGGCCGAUCGAAGCCCCGUCCAGCUGGUUGGCCGCAUAGACGUAUGAACCCAGGGCCCACUUCCCGUUCUUAUACCAGGAUACGCACUAGCCCCAGAGCUCGUUCUCAUCUGCAUUAAGAUCCCGCAUCCUACCCUGGUUCUACUUGCUUGACAUCCAGGUCUUCCUUUUACUGCAUCCAACACCGACACGGGUUCAGACAUCGACAUGCCCCAUAUCGACGUCCUGGCGCCGCACGUCGACCGACUAUUUGCUCGAGAUGGCGGCCUCCACCCCCCUUCAGAGGUUAUGCUCAGCUGGCCUCAGCCAAACUAUAUCAACCCGGAGGAUCGAGGAUGGAGUUCGUCGAUCGUAUUGGUAGUGUUCUUGGGCAUUACUUUCCUGGUAUACGCUGCACGCAUGUGGGCACGACUGGGUCUGGGGAAGAAUCAUGGACUUGAUGACACCAUUAUGAGUAUAGCGAUGCUACCGCUGUUUGGCCUCACGAUAUCAGUCGUUCUUGCCAACCGCCUGUACGGUUUUCAGUGGCACGUCUGGGACCAGACGAAUGUGACUUCGGUCACUGCAAGAAAUACGUUGCUAAUUGAUCUUCGGAUUACGAUGUCGAUUGAGAUCAACUACAUGAUUUGCACAACACUGAUCAAGAUAUCGAUCCUCUGCUUCUACCGCCGAAUAACUGCUUCACUCACUAUCAGCUUCGUGUACUGGGUUUGGGGCUCCAUAAUCUUCUGCAGCUUCUACGGCAUCACCUUCAUCUUUCUCAUUGCCUUCACCUGCCAUCCGGCGAAGGGCUUCUUUCACAUUUUCGAUGUUGCCUGGAUAUCCCAGAACGAAUUAACUUGCCGCGAUGAAGGAGCCAUCAUUGUGGCCGUUGCGGCCAUCAGCACUGUACAAGACUUCAUCAUUGCCCUCCUACCUGUCUUCCUCAUCUGGAAGUUACAGAUUCCCAGGACACAGAAAAUCGCACUUUGUGGUAUCUUUGCACUAGGUCUCAUUACAUGUGUCUGCGGUAUCCUGCGUACAUACUAUGCUGCGUAUGUCUAUUAUUAUACCUACGAUAUCACCUGGUAUGCCUACUAUGGCUGGAUCUGGACAGCCCUCGAAGCCGACCUGGCUGUAAUCUGCGCCUCGGCGCCAGCUCUCAAAAUCUUCUUCCGCCGCUACUUCAGCAUGACAACAAACCGCUCUGGCUACGAAAUGUCAGGCAACGGCAAUGGCAACACAACUGUGCCCACAUCGUCCACAGCAAAAUCUCGCAUGAAGAUGUCUACGCACUCGGCGUCUCGAAUCGAAGCUGGGAGAACAUACGACAACGAAGUGACCAUGAACGGUAUCAAAGUCAGCCAGAGGCUGGAAGUUCGCAUCGACGAAAGGGACAAUCUAUCGCAGAAGAGCUUUGGCAGUACAAAUAAUCUUACUGCCGUACCCAGGCUGGAGGAGAGCAGAUGGUGA